Sipha flava (yellow sugarcane aphid) is the source of this 979-nucleotide messenger RNA. RefSeq lists its product as uncharacterized. NCBI's taxonomy places the organism in Eukaryota, Metazoa, Arthropoda, Insecta, Hemiptera, Aphididae. The transcript is spliced from 4 exons. The record is from RefSeq and is a predicted model, not a curated record. The coding region runs from base 414 to 851 and encodes 145 amino acids.
AUGCCCGUCGACUCAGAAUGCGCCGUUUGCCAGUGCCGUUCACGCGUGCCCAGACUUAAAAAGAAAAUAUCAACGCCAUCGCAUUGCAUACACAUCGUAACAAUAUUACCACAUAUUGCAUACGUGUAACACGUCCCAUUAUAAUAUUACAGUUGCAACCGCCGUCGUCUACCCCUAUCGUUUCUCGCGCGUACUACUCCUGACCGCACGCCGCCGAUAUAGGCCGCUUGCGCCUCACGAGCAACCGCCCCUCAAAAAGUCCCGCGCUCCGACAUCGCAGACACCGUUCGUCGGCAACUCUCGCCACGAGCGUUACAGAACAGGACUCCACACGCCAGACGAAAAGCACCCGUUGUUACCUACUCGUUCGCGUCAACACUUUACCGCCAUCCGUUAUAUCCACGCGCGUCGACAUGAUUCUGCAUUUGACGCUGGUCGCCGCCCUGGUCUUCGGCUUCACCGCUGCUUCAACCGGGAUUAAUGAUGAUGUGUCUGAAGGAUUGUCAGAUCCGUCGCCCUGGGAGGACAGCCGUUUAGACGAGAGGAUUUUCGCGGACACUCCGAACUAUCUGACGUACCAACUGAACCACAAGAGAUAUGCGGUACCUUAUCACCCAGUGGCCAGGUUGAGGGCCAGCCAGACGGCAGGUGUAGUGCUACCGUACGCGAUGAUCGCCAACAGAAACUACGUGAACGACGACGGAAACCGAUUCGAACCAGUCUGGAAGCCAACUGCAGCCGAACUACUGACAGUGCUGAUGAAUCGUAGAAAGAACACUGACACUGGUAUGGACAACACCAACUUCAUGCGGUUCGGCAUCAGUAAAAGAACUCGUUUCAAUUAUUAUUAAACAAAUCUUCACGCACACGCGUCUUAUAUUUCUGUAACUGUCCUUGUGGGCUAUUCUUAAAUAAUCUUAAAUAUCUUUAAUAGUAUAAUUAUUUUGACAUUACUAUUGAACAAAAAAAAAAAAACAAC